Lineus longissimus is the source of this 465-nucleotide messenger RNA. RefSeq lists its product as uncharacterized. Bases 1 to 360 code for a protein of 119 amino acids. The record is from RefSeq and is a predicted model, not a curated record. The transcript is spliced from 3 exons. Lineage: Eukaryota; Metazoa; Nemertea; Pilidiophora; Heteronemertea; Lineidae.
AUGAAUCAUUUUGGAUACCAAGGGAUGAAGAGCAGAAUGGAAUUAGCUGCCAUUCCCUUCAAUGAGAAUGGUCACAAAGGGCAAAAGAAAUCAACUGAUGGGAAGCAUUGUUUCAACAUAAAGUUUCCAAAAAGUCGUCGAGGACAAUAUGUUGUGGUGCCCGUGCAGAAUGCCUGUACAUAUGGAUAUGCCGAUAACAUCACACGUCAAGUGGUCAAGCUUGUUGAAAGUGGCCAAACAUUUACUUUGGAUGAGGAUCCACCGUCUCUCUGUGCGCAAUACGAGCGACCAGCCAGCAAGGACCAGGCAAUUGCAGAACACCAUGCCCAUGCUCGUUUAAGGCAGUCCAACACCAAGUAGGGAGGCUCUUGGCAGGGCAUGGAUUACUGUUACACAUACGGGUACCUCUUCGCCAAUGCCUGCAUGGGAACAGUUACACAACUUAUUUUGAUGAGUGGGACAACC